Molecule: messenger RNA, 4266 nt
Organism: Myotis brandtii (Brandt's bat)
Lineage: Eukaryota; Metazoa; Chordata; Mammalia; Chiroptera; Vespertilionidae
Product: guanylate-binding protein 6-like
Exons: 25
Coding region: 231-4208 (1325 amino acids)
Biological process (GO): defense response to protozoan; defense response to Gram-positive bacterium
Molecular function (GO): GTP binding; GTPase activity
Source: RefSeq, a predicted model, not a curated record
GGGAGGGGGAGAGGAGAUGAAAAUCAAACACUUAACUUUCCACAAAAGGUUGUGUCCUUUCGAUUUCGGUUCUUCUCAACCCAACUCAUAACUGCUUGCCUAUAACAUCCCACUCAGUUUUCAGCUUCUAAAGAGAACUGUGAGGACCCUGGGGAGCCAGACUCUGGAAGACGGGAGAGGCGAGAACUUAUCCGCUGUCUGCAGCUUAGGAGACAGGUUUGCAGGUUGCCAUGGCUUCUAGACCCAACAUGACGGCCCCCAUUUGCCUGGUGGAAAACAACAAUGAGCAGCUGUCAGUGAAUCAGAAAGCUCUAGAGAUUCUUGGCCAGAUUUCUCAGCCAGUGGUGGUCGUGGCCAUUGUAGGACUGUAUCGUACAGGCAAAUCCUACUUGAUGAAUCGGCUUGCAGGACAGAAUCACGGUUUCCCUCUGGGCUCUACGGUGCAGUCUAAAACCAAGGGCAUCUGGAUGUGGUGUGUGCCUCACCCCUGUAAGCCUGAUUGCACUCUGGUCCUUCUGGACACUGAGGGCCUGGGUGAUGUGGAAAAGGGUGACCCUAAGAAUGACUCGUGGAUCUUUGCCUUGGCUGUGCUUCUGUGUAGCAGCUUUGUCUACAACAGCCUGAGCACCAUCAACCACCAGGCCCUGGAGCAGCUGCAUUACGUGACAGAGCUGACAGAACUCAUCAGGGCAAAGUCCUCCCCUACACCAGAUGGAGUAGAAGAUUCAUCAGAGUUUGUGAGUUUUUUUCCAGACUUUAUCUGGACCGUACGGGAUUUUACCCUGGAGCUGAAGUUAAAUGGUCAUCCUAUCACAGCAGAUGAGUAUUUGGAGAAUGCCUUGAAGCUGAUUCCAGGUUUGCAGGUUGCCAUGGCAUCUAGACCCAACAUGACGGCCCCCAUUUGCCUGGUGGAAAACAACAAUGAGCAGCUGUCAGUGAAUCAGAAAGCUCUAGAGAUUCUUGGCCAGAUUUCUCAGCCAGUGGUGGUCGUGGCCAUUGUAGGACUGUAUCGUACAGGCAAAUCCUACUUGAUGAAUCGGCUUGCAGGGCAGAAUCACGGUUUCCCUCUGGGCUCUACGGUGCAGUCUAAAACCAAGGGCAUCUGGAUGUGGUGUGUGCCUCACCCCUGUAAGCCUGAUUGCACUCUGGUCCUUCUGGAUACUGAGGGCCUGGGCGAUGUGGAAAAGGGCGACCCUAAGAAUGACUCGUGGAUCUUUGCCCUGGCUGUGCUGCUAUGUAGCAGCUUCGUCUACAACAGCAUGAGCACCAUCAACCACCAGGCCCUGGAGCAGCUGCAUUAUGUGACAGAGCUGACAGAACGCAUUAGGGCAAAGUCCUCCACUACGCCAGAUGGAGUAGAAGAUUCAACAGAGUUUGUGAGUUUCUUUCCAGACUUUAUCUGGGCCGUACGGGAUUUUAUCCUGGAGCUGGAGUUAAAUGGUCGUCCUAUCACAGAAGAUGAGUACCUGGAGAAUGCCUUGAAGCUGAUUCCAGGUUUGCAGGUUGCCAUGGCAUCUAGACCCAACAUGACGGCCCCCAUUUGCCUGGUGGAAAACAACAAUGAGCAGCUGUCAGUGAAUCAGAAAGCUCUAGAGAUUCUUGGCCAGAUUUCUCAGCCAGUGGUGGUCGUGGCCAUUGUAGGACUGUAUCGUACAGGCAAAUCCUACUUGAUGAAUCGGCUUGCAGGGCAGAAUCACGGUUUCCCUCUGGGCUCUACGGUGCAGUCUAAAACCAAGGGCAUCUGGAUGUGGUGUGUGCCUCACCCCUGUAAGCCUGAUUGCACUCUGGUCCUUCUGGAUACUGAGGGCCUGGGCGAUGUGGAAAAGGGCGACCCUAAGAAUGACUCGUGGAUCUUUGCCCUGGCUGUGCUGCUAUGUAGCAGCUUCGUCUACAACAGCAUGAGCACCAUCAACCACCAGGCCCUGGAGCAGCUGCAUUACGUGACAGAGCUGACAGAACUCAUUAGGGCAAAGUCCUCCACUACGCCAGAUGGAGUAGAAGAUUCAACAGAAUUUGUGAGUUUCUUUCCAGACUUUAUCUGGGCCGUACGGGAUUUCACCCUGGAGCUGGAGUUAAAUGGUCGUCCUAUCACAGAAGAUGAGUACCUGGAGAAUGCCUUGAAGCUGGUUCCAGGUUGGCAGGUUGCCAUGGCAUCUAGACCCAACAUGACGGCCCCCAUUUGCCUGGUGGAAAACAACAAUGAGCAGCUGUCAGUGAAUCAGAAAGCUCUAGAGAUUCUUGGCCAGAUUUCUCAGCCAGUGGUGGUCGUGGCCAUUGUAGGACUGUAUCGUACAGGCAAAUCCUACUUGAUGAAUCGGCUUGCAGGACAGAAUCACGGUUUCCCUCUGGGCUCUACGGUGCAGUCUGAAACCAAGGGCAUCUGGAUGUGGUGUGUCCCUCACCCCUGUAAGCCUGAUUGCUCUCUGGUCCUUCUGGACACUGAGGGCCUGGGCGAUGUGGAAAAGGGCGACACUAAGAAUGACUCGUGGAUCUUUGCCCUGGCCGUGCUUCUGUGUAGCAGCUUUGUCUACAACAGCCUGAGCACCAUCAACCACCAAGCCCUGGAGCAGCUGCAUUAUGUGGCAGAGCUGACAGAACUCAUCAGGGCAAAGUCCUCCCCUACACCAGAUGGAGUAGAAGAUUCAUCAGAGUUUGUGAGUUUCUUUCCAGACUUUAUCUGGGCCGUACGGGAUUUCUCCCUGGAGCUGGAGUUAAAUGGACACCCUAUCACAGAAGAUGAGUACCUGGAGAAUGCCUUGAAGCUGGUUCCAGGCAUGAAUCACAAAGCUCAAAUAUCCAAUUUCCGAAGAGAGUGCAUCCGGAAUUUCUUUCCAAGACGGAAAUGUUUUGUCUUUGACCGGCCAACAAAUGACAAAAAACUCCUAGCCAAUAUUGAGAAGGUUGAGGAAAAACAAUUGGAUCCUUACUUCAAGGAAGAAACAAAGAAUUUCUGUUCUUACAUCUUCACCCAGGCCAGGACCAAGACCCUCAGAGAGGGAAUCAUGGUCACUGGGAAACGGCUAAGGACUCUGGUGGUGACUUAUGUGGAUGCCAUCAACAAUGGAUCAGUGCCUUGUUUGGAGAAUGCGAUGACAACUCUGGCCCAAAUUGAGAACUCCAGAGCUGUUCAGAAGGCAGCCAACCACUACAGCGAGCAGAUGGCCCAGAGAGUGAGCUUCCCCACAGACACGCUGCAGGAGCUGCUGGACCUGCAUGCAGCCUGUGAGAGGGAAGCCAUUGCAAUCUUCAUGGAGCACUCCUUCAAGGAUGACAACCAGGUGUUCCAGAAGAAUCUUGUGGAAAUCAUAAAGGAUAAGCAGGAUAAGAUCUUGCUGCGGAAUGAAGAGGCAUCUGUUAAAUACUGCCAGGAAAAACUUGAGCAGCUUUCCAAGUCCCUGAUGGAAGGUAUUUCAGCAGGCAUUUUCUCUGUUCCUGGUGGUCACAAGCUCUACAUGGAAGCAAAGAAAAGGCUUGAACAGGACUACUGGCAAGUGCCCAGGAAAGGAGUGAAGGCACAUGAGGCUCUCCAGAGGUUCCUGCAGUCGCAGGCAGCAACAGAGAAUUCCAUCCUGCAGGGAGACAAAGGGCUCACGGAGGAGAUGAAGACCAUGGCAGCGGAGCGGGCCAAGAAGGAGGCAGUUGAGAAGGAUCAGGAGUUGCUGAGACAGAAACUACAGGAGCAGCAGCAGCAGAUGGAGGCACAGAAGAGGAGUCUCGAGGAAAAUAUAUUGCAACUGAAGGAGAAGAUGGAGAGGGAAAGAGAGAUAUUAAGAGAAGAGCAGAAUAUGAUAUUGGAGCAUAAAUUAAAGGUUCAAGAAGAUUUGCUUAGAGAAGGAUUUAAAAGUAAAUCUGAAGAUAUGAAUGCAGAGAUCAAUCAUUUGAGAAAUAUGAUUGGUAGUACUCAAAGUGAUAAUAGUCCCUUGAUGACACAAAUCAUGGAUAGACUUGCCAGUGAAAUUGACUCAAUAUUUCGUGCAUCUGAGAAAACACAUUCUAACCUUGCUGAAAGUUGUAUGCCCUGGGACAUGGGAGCUAACAUGGGAAUGCAGUCUGUCCUCCUUCUGAGAACUGCCUAUCAUUAUGGAAAGAUUUACAUUUACAACGUCAUAGCUCCUAGUCCUGGAGGCACCUGCUCUUUACAACCCUCAGCUCCUAUUACCAGUAAUCUGGUCCUGCUCAGGGUAUCCAGAGGUGCACCCUCUCUGUGAUUCCCCUCCAGCCUGCAUGACUUGGAACCUGUAAUGAUUAUCCCACACCUACUUUCCC